AUGCCACCUUUACAAAACAGAAAAAGAGAAUUAGAGAAUAAUGAUGAUGAUCAGAAUGAUUUGAAGAAAAAGAUCAAGAUCACCAGAUAUGACAGUUUUAAUAAGAUUUGUGAACUUAUCAACAGAUGUUCUCUAAUUGCACGCGUGACCUUCAAAAAUUUUAUUGACUCAGCAUGUAAAUAUCGUGCUUCAGCUUUUGGUGAUACAGCAACUGCUCUCUUUGGAGAGUUGAAGGUCAAUGAAAUAUAUGAAAUCCGGAAUUUCAAUGUCACUUUGUCGAAUCCAAAAUACAAUGUACACAAAAACAUGUAUGAAAUGGCCCUGAAAACUGAUACAACUAUAAUUAAAUUUGAUGGCCAAUGUGACAUUCCUGAAGAUACCAUAUCAUACAAGACUUUCGAAGAAUUCUACUCAGAAAACGUCAAUGACUUGAUUGAUGUGAUUGGAAUAAUAUCUAAAGUAGAUGAUAUUACUAAUGUAACAUUUCAGAAAAAUGAUGUGUCAAAAAGAGAUGUGACAAUUAAAGACAUAGAUGACAAAGUUAUUACUCUUGUGUUCUGGCGGAAGCGCGCCGAUGAUUUUGCGGGCAAAAUAAAAGAUGUGAUCAGCGUUAAAGGAGCAAAAAUAUAUAUAUACAGAGGAGAUCAAUUUUUAUCGAUUCAAGGAAAUUCUGUUGUUACCUUCAAUGACGAAACCAACAGAUUUUCUAAAAGUCUAAUGGACUUUGUCCAAGCUGGAUAACAUUCCCCAGCCAGCAAGGUUUGUUUCCAAAAUGUUGCUACAACAUUGAUUUCCAAACACGGCAACUUAAUCGGCAACCAAAAAAAAGGUUUCGGAAAUGUUGGAGCAAUAUUGAAAUGUCCGCUUUUAUUUGAACCAAAAUGUUGCCAAAAUGUUAUCUCAACAAGUUGCCUCGAUGUUUCCACAAUGUUGCCACAACAAAUAUUUGAGAAAAUUUGACGCGAUCGAUGGCUUUGUUGUAGUAAUGUUACUGCAAUGUUGCAAAAGCGCGGUCACGCAACAUUGUCAUAACGACGAUACAACACGUUGACAACAAUCUCCCUGUUCCAGAAGAUGUUAGUUCCAACUUGUUAGCAACCUUCUUGAAACAUUGUGGCAACAUAUCGAUCUACAGGAAUCAACUGCGAAACAUUGUAGCAACAUUUCCUCAAUGUUCCAGCAACGGCUCCAGGAC
This is a messenger RNA of Phymastichus coffea, 1195 nucleotides long. Its product is annotated as replication protein A 70 kDa DNA-binding subunit-like. Bases 1 to 741 code for a protein of 246 amino acids. Lineage: Eukaryota; Metazoa; Arthropoda; Insecta; Hymenoptera; Eulophidae. The record is from RefSeq and is a predicted model, not a curated record. The transcript has 7 exons.